CUUGGCGCGGUUAGUUCGAAUCGACCCCGCACAGGCGCUUGCAGCGUCCUCUUUCCGAGCCUCGCUGUGUGGGGUUGUUCCUGCAGCAAGGGAGGGAGGUGAGUGACCGAGCGAGCGGCUGCUCGAGCCGGGGCCCGCUGCGUGAGGCUAGUCCUAACAAAUAGCAAUGGAUGACUACACAAAGAUAGAGAAGAUUGGUGAAGGUACCUAUGGUGUUGUAUAUAAGGGUCGACACAAAUCCACAGGCCAGGUGGUUGCCAUGAAGAAAAUUCGACUAGAAAGUGAGGAAGAAGGUGUUCCCAGUACAGCAAUCAGGGAAAUUUCUUUACUAAAAGAGCUACACCAUCCCAAUAUAGUCUGUCUUCAGGAUGUGCUUAUGCAAGAUUCAAGACUGUACCUCAUCUUUGAAUUCCUUUCUAUGGAUCUCAAAAAAUAUUUGGACUCUAUUCCAUCUGGCCAGUAUGUAGAUUCCAUGCUUGUUAAGAGUUACCUGUAUCAAAUCUUGCAAGGUAUUGUAUUCUGUCAUUCAAGAAGGGUUCUGCACAGAGAUUUAAAGCCUCAAAACUUGUUAAUAGAUGAUAAAGGAGUAAUUAAAUUAGCAGAUUUUGGACUGGCCCGAGCCUUUGGGAUCCCUGUCCGGGUAUAUACACAUGAGGUAGUGACACUGUGGUAUAGAUCUCCAGAGGUGUUGCUAGGAUCUGCUCGUUACUCAACUCCUGUAGAUAUCUGGAGCAUUGGUACCAUAUUUGCUGAAAUUGCAACUAAGAAACCACUCUUUCAUGGAGACUCUGAAAUUGAUCAACUCUUCAGAAUCUUCAGAGCUUUAGGGACACCCAACAAUGAGGUGUGGCCCGAAGUGGAAUCCUUGCAAGACUAUAAGAACACAUUCCCCAAGUGGAAACCUGGCAGUCUGGCGUCUCAUGUCAAAAACUUAGAUGAAGAUGGACUAGAUUUACUCUCUAAAAUGUUAAUUUAUGAUCCUGCAAAAAGAAUCUCUGGCAAAAUGGCCUUGAACCAUCCAUACUUUGAUGACUUGGACAAAUCCAAUCUUCCAGCCAAUCAGAUUAAGAAAUUCUAAUUCACCAUUGGACUAAAUCCACCUGAGUGGUCUGAACAAAAUAAUUAAUCGUGACAUUUUUUUACUAUUGAGUCUGUCUAAUUUUUUUGUUUUGUUUUUUGUAUGUCUGUCCUUUCUGCUCUAAAACUGCAGCUGUAUUUAGCGUGUCGUGGUUUAAAUAUUACUUAAAUGUAAAUAAAUAUUAACCUAUUAUUAGUGCUGAAUUUAAAUACAAUGCAAAUCUUGCUGCUAUUAAUGCAGUUCACUAUUUCUAUAAAUAAAGCUUUAAAUCCCCCA
This is a messenger RNA of Chrysemys picta bellii (western painted turtle), 1354 nucleotides long. It is a transcript of the gene CDK1, whose product is annotated as cyclin dependent kinase 1. Gene Ontology annotation, molecular function: ATP binding; cyclin-dependent protein serine/threonine kinase activity. NCBI's taxonomy places the organism in Eukaryota, Metazoa, Chordata, Testudines, Emydidae. Gene Ontology annotation, biological process: mitotic G2 DNA damage checkpoint signaling; protein phosphorylation; G2/M transition of mitotic cell cycle. Gene Ontology annotation, cellular component: nucleus. The record is from RefSeq and is a predicted model, not a curated record.